UAAUAAAGUGGAUGACGCAUUAAAUAAACUGAAGAAACUAGAAGAGGCCAAGAAAGUUUCCGAUAAGGAGAUCGCAAAGCUAAAAUCGGACCUAAAGGUCGCCAAAGAUUGUCUACACACGUAUCAAGCAUCUCUAAAUGAUCUUGAGCAAUAUUCUC
Paramuricea clavata is the source of this 158-nucleotide messenger RNA. NCBI's taxonomy places the organism in Eukaryota, Metazoa, Cnidaria, Anthozoa, Malacalcyonacea, Plexauridae. The record is from the annotation of a GenBank genome assembly.